CUCCCACACCGGAAGAGGAAGUCUUAGGUGCCAGAAGUGGUGGGCAUGCUGGGUAAUGAGCUGUUUACUUCCGGUGGGGCAGGAAGCUGUAGCCCUAUUCCUGGUUGUUGUUGGUCCUGUCGGAGAAGAUGGCUCUGGAGACUGUGCCCAAGGACUUGCGGCAUCUGCGGGCUUGUUUGUUGUGUUCGCUGGUCAAGACCAUAGACCAGUUUGAAUAUGACGGUUGUGACAAUUGUGAUGCAUACUUACAGAUGAAGGGUAACCGAGAGAUGGUAUAUGAUUGCACCAGCUCUUCCUUUGAUGGAAUCAUUGCGAUGAUGAGUCCAGAGGACAGCUGGGUUUCCAAGUGGCAGCGAGUCAGUAACUUUAAGCCAGGUGUGUAUGCGGUGUCAGUCACUGGUCGCCUGCCCCAAGGAAUCGUGCGGGAGCUGAAAAGUCGAGGAGUGGCCUACAAAUCCAGAGACACAGCUAUAAAGACCUAGCAAGAUGCAGGGCUGCCAGCAUCUUUGCUCUCCAUUUCCUGCCUCUGCUUAUUUUUGCCAUGAAACUAAAUGGGCAGAACUUGAAAUACUCCCCACCCUUCAACUCUGAUACUUAGCAGUCUAUUGAGAGAGCAGCACAUCAUGCCCCUGAGCUGUUUUAUCUUUGGACUACUGAUAGAGGUGGGAGGUAUUUGGGUUGGUGGAUUAACAAGAGAGUGAAUUGAGGGAAGAGUAGGAUGCUGGUUUUCCUACCCACAGCCCAGGGCUAUACCCUUGCCCACCGGUAGAACUCUGGGUCAAAUGCCAAUAAAUGUGAAGCUCUAGAACAUUAUUAAGGCCAU
This is a messenger RNA of Nycticebus coucang (slow loris), 823 nucleotides long. RefSeq names its product SPT4 homolog, DSIF elongation factor subunit (gene SUPT4H1). Gene Ontology annotation, biological process: regulation of transcription elongation by RNA polymerase II; chromatin organization; positive regulation of DNA-templated transcription, elongation. The record is from RefSeq and is a predicted model, not a curated record. The transcript is spliced from 5 exons. Gene Ontology annotation, cellular component: nucleus; DSIF complex. NCBI's taxonomy places the organism in Eukaryota, Metazoa, Chordata, Mammalia, Primates, Lorisidae. Gene Ontology annotation, molecular function: RNA polymerase II complex binding; zinc ion binding. Bases 129 to 482 code for a protein of 117 amino acids.